Symbiodinium sp. CCMP2592 is the source of this 4122-nucleotide messenger RNA. Lineage: Eukaryota; Dinophyceae; Suessiales; Symbiodiniaceae. The record is from the annotation of a GenBank genome assembly.
AUGUCUCGGAAACGCUCACAUGGCACAUCGGCUCCAUCAUCGGCGGGGAGCGAUGCUGUUAGCCUGUUGGGCUCAGUCAAGGACGAGGCUCCAGAAGGCUGGGGAACCGACUCCUUCAAGGGGUGCCGCAUGUGCCGGCGGCUACGAACCACACCCAACCCCUUCGAUGUACCGGGGAAGCCGCUGCUGGCUUUCAAAAGCGAUCGGCACAGCUUGUGCCUGCCCUGCAUCGGGGUCUGUAGGAAGAAAGAUCCACAGAUUCUGACCGACAAGGAUAAGCGCAGCGCUUACCUGAAGAAGUUGGCCGAGGACGACGAAGCUUUCCAAUCCCACAGAAGCGAUUUGGAAUCUUACGAGAAGGGUGUCCAAGAGUCGAUGGCCAAACGGCGCAAACUGGGACAGCUCCUGCCGGAGGACCCGGAGAUUGAGCAGCCGAACAUUGUCGUGAAUCAGAACCAAGAGGGCGGCCUCGAAAUGAGACGGCUACUAGGUGUGCUGUGGCCUGUCGACCUCUUCGAGAAGUACGAAAACCGCAAGCCGAACCCGACGGAGAUAACGAAGAUUACCCAAGGCUCCGCGACUUUGGUUGGAGUGAUGCGCUCGCGUGAUAUGGGCAUGCCAGCUGGAACAACCGAGAUCUUUGACAUUCAGCGAUCCACUGCGUGCAAAGUGACAACCCUUGGCAGCUCCGACAAAGAAGCCUUUCAGGAUGAGGUGAAGAACCAGUGGGACCAGCUUCAGAGAGGCCACCGGUUGACUUCAUCGGCAUCGGAUGACGGAGCUGUUGCGCUCUCCUUCGAGAACAAGCGCAAAAAGGGGGCGGAUGAGUUCGACGACCUCUUCGCGUUCGACGCUGUGACGGUCACAGUGGGCGAGGAAGAAGAUACCAAGAACGUCACGGGCGGCCAGGGAAAGAACAGCAACAAGGGUGGUAAAGGGAGAAGGACAUCGGGUGCAAGCAAGGAAACCAAGGUGAAGGAGCUGCAAGCAGCGGAGAAGGUUGUGCUUGAUGGGGUCCACAUGCUGCAGAACAUGAAGGACGAGGGCAUCACAACCGUCAAAACCAAGCUCGUCUCAUCGCUGGUGGACAAGGUUGCGGGGAAGCUCACUCCGACGCUUGUGAAACUGUACACCUCAGGCUACGAGGAGGAUUGCCCUGGGAUGGUCGUUCUGGAGAAGCUCCGCACACUUCAGCGCAUGUUGAACAUUGGCAAGGACUUCGCUGCACUUGCGCAGAACCCGGAAGCCAGCGGCUUUGCCAUCCAGCAGAAAGCGCAGGAGCUACAGGACGCGAGCUCGGGAGAGGUGACGUUCCAAGUGAGCCCGAAGCUCCUGGAGAUGUGUCUCCAGCGGGAGGUGGAUCAAAAGGCGAAGGCCAAGGACUGGACGGGGGUCCUGGAUGUGAUCUUGUCAACAGGUGCCGGCUUGAAUGCCUGCAUCAUUUCCAAUGAGCUCAGCAGAGCCACCUUUCAAGAGCGUGAAGUGACGAGACUGGCGGCAUCGUUGCUUCGCGAGGACGGCAAGGUCGCGGAGAUGAAGGUUUUCGUCGAUGCGGUGUUGGCGUCCGACAUGAAGGGUGGAAUCACCCAGGAGUUGCAGCUCUUGCAGCCUAUGCUGAAGCCGAUGGAUCGGGCAGUGCCGGUAGAGCUUCUCGGGGCGAACAUAGAGAAGUUCAAGGGUGACAAAAGCUUGAAGCUCGCCAAGAUGGUGAACAACUUCUCCACGGGGAUCGCCAUUCUGGAAGAAGCUGCUGCCGCAAUAGAGCAGCGGGCAAAGGACACAUCCCUUACCAGUCGAGUGGCGAAGCUCGCGACGACAGCUGCAGAGUUGUGUGUUGCGGAUACAUCCCCGGAUGGCGACUUCAUGAGCUGUGCUGAGGCUGCUGAGAAGUUCGACGCAAUGGCGACCGAGUAUGGCGAGAUCACAACGAGUGGGAGCUUGCACUUUCUCGAGCAGCACAAAGAUGAGCUGUCUGCGGUGAAGAACAAACUUCAGGAGCUGAUCGCACAUGGCGAUGCCUUGGCGGACAAGAAAAGGCAGGAUAUGGUGCAGGAGUAUGCGGGUGCCAUUGUGGAUGCCUUCAACAAGACUGAUGAUGAAGUGGUGACCUCCUGCAAAAAGACCUGCGAUAAUGCCGUGGAAACCAUCCUGGAUUGGAAGAUCGAGCGAUUCGGCAACUUGCUGACUGAGGAGGAGAAACUGAGCCGAUCCACGGAGAUGAAGCCCUCCUUGGACUUCCUGCAUGCCUUGCAAAGCUCGAUUGCAGACCUGGUUUGGGCAGAGCCGGUGGAGUUCGAUUACAAGAAGCAGCCACUCGUCGACUUCGCGAACAUGCUUCCGGCAGAGUCAUCAACACCAACCUUGCUGUUGAAUACGCCUAGCUUCAAGCAAGUGAUAUGUGCCGCCGGCUCAAAGGUGGAGAUGAUGCUUGAGAAGUUCCUGGACAACUGCUUCAAGCCUUUCCUGGCCAACGAUCGAUUUGUCUCGUUGCUGCACUUCUGUGUUGCCUUUGGCGGAAGCGACAUUUCUGACGUGAACUUUUUGGGAGUUUGCCAUGAGAACCUCGACAUGGAUGCUCUCAAGACGGCCGCAGAACAGUGCAAGGGAAUGCUUGGUGCCUUGGUGAAAUGGUUGGGUCACCCCCUGCGGGUUCCAGGUUUGACUGUGACCGAUGAUCUGGACGGCGAAGAGUUGAUCGAGUUGGCGAACGACGAUGCUACGGACACUGCGGCUACGGCGAACUUGCCCGAUGAGAACACACAGGACCUGCCCGAUGAGGACACACUCAUGGCCGCCGUAGCUGCGGAGAACUUGCCCGGCGACAACACGCAGAACUUGCCCGAUGAGAACGCACAGAACUUGUCCGAUGAGAACACACAGGACCUGCCCGAUGAGGACACACUCAUGGCCGCCAUAGCUGCGGAGAACUUGCCCGGCGACAACACGCAGAACUUGCCCGAUGAGAACGCACAGAACUUGCCCGAUGAGAACACACAGGACCUGCCCGAUGAGGACACACUCAUGGCCGCCAUAGCUGCGGAGAACUUGCCUGGCGACAACACGCAGAACUUGCCCGAUGAGAACGCACAGAACUUGCCGAAUGAGAUCACACAGAAGUUGCCCGAUGAGGGCACACCUAUGGCCACCACGGCUGCGGAGAACUUGCCCGGUGACAGCACGCAGAACUUCCCCGGUGAGAACGCACAGAACUUGCCGGAUGAGAACACGCAGAAGUUGCCCGAUGAGGACACACCUAUGGCCGCCGCGGCUGCGGAGAACUUGCCCGGUGACAGCACGCAGAACUUCCCUGGUGAGAACGCACAGAUGCCGGAUGAGAACACACAGAAGUUGCCCGAUGACGACACACGUGUGGCCGCCGCGGCUGCGGAGAACUUGCCCUGUGACAGCACGCAGAACUUCCCUGGUGAGAACGCACAGAACUUGCCCCAUGAGAACACGCAGAAGUUGCCCGAUGAGGACACACCUAUGGCCGCCGAUGAGUCUCCGAUGGCCGUCGACGCUGCUGCGCAGAAGGGAGCCCAGACGUCCGUUCGUGCCCCGUUGUGGAUUCAGUGUCUCUUCCCCGUGUUUGGCCACGUGUCUGCUCGCAUCCAGACUUUGCAGCACAUUGGGGAGAAGAUUACCUUUCAGGACAUUGCUGCCGUUGCCCAUGCCGAUUUUACCGAGACGUGCCAAGCAUUCGUUGACGAUGCACUUUCUCUGCAUACUAUCGUGAACGAAUUCCGAGCUGGGUUGCAGCAGUUGGAGCUGACUGAUGAAGGACAGAAGGUUCUCUUUGGCGCUGCUGCGUGCAAGCAUCUGGAGUUCAGGAUGAAGAUGAAUGUGGAGGGCAUCGUGAUUGAGACGUGCAAGGCCAUCCAAAAGGUCGAAGCUGAGGCCACGGCCACCCUGGAGUCUGAUACCAUGCAGUUCGUUGCGACGGCUUUCGGGGAAGGAUGUGAUGACAAGGUCUUGCAGAAAGUGCUCCCAAUUUCCCAAUCCAAGGAAAGCAAAACCCUGCACCAGUGUGCAAAGAACUUCACGCUUCUGGAUCAGAUUGUCCCCAUGUUCCAGUCCUUGAAGCGAUCCGAGUUCAACCAGGACCCACACUCGGAUUUUUGA